CGUAGUCUGCCAGGAACGAAGAAGACAAUGGAGGACGUCAACAAACGCCCUCGUGACUCCCUCACUCCCUUUUCAACGUCGGUUUUGUUGACAUCGAGCACCAAACGAAAUCGAUUUGCAACGUUUCAAAAAGCUCACUCAAUCGUUCUUUAAAUAUCUUGCAAGGAAGGAUGACAUUUGUAACAGAGCUGCUAUCGACUACAAUUGAAACCUAACUCGACUCAAUGUUCAAGCUUAAAUGUCCUCCUGGAUCUUUCAUCUUUGCUGGCGUCGUAGGCGUCAAAUGCAUUAUUUCGCCAAAAUGAUUGAAGCUGCAAAAGUCAGGAAAGUGUUCAUAUGUUCAUUUAGAAAUGUGUCACUCCAAAAAUGCAUUAACCAUGAAUAGCUCGUGGUUCUGUGUGUUGCAUCUUCUCAUCUUGUGUUUGAUGAAGUGCACGAUGGGCCGCAUCUUCUUGGACCACAUUGGAGGCAUUUGCCUCUUCUCCUGUGCCAACUGUGACACUAUUCUGACCAACCGAGCCGAGCUGAUCUCCACUCGCUUCACUGGAGCUACUGGUCGGGCCUUUUUGUUCAACAAGGUUGUAAAUCUACAGCACAGCGAGGUUCAAGACAGGGUCAUGCUGACGGGAAGACACAUGGUGCGUGACGUCAGCUGCAAAAACUGCAACAGCAAGCUGGGCUGGAUGUACGAAUUUGCCACCGAGGAAAGUCAGCGAUACAAGGAGGGCCGAGUCAUCCUGGAGAGGGCCUUGGUGAGGGAGAGCGAGGGCUUUGAGCACGGGCCCACGGUCAACUCGUGAGAGUGUGCUGCAAAGUCAGCAUGCUGAGGGAGUCCCGACAACAGCAACCUAAACAUCACAGUUUGAAGGAGAGGUUCAAACAUGAGGAGGUGCUUGUGAAAAGUGUAACAAGACCAUGGCUUCCAUUUCUCUUUAGAAUGCUUUGAAUUUCAUCAUAUUCAACAGACUUUAGCGAGAAGGUGCAUCUGAAAGAAACGACCAUCAACAGUGACGUUUGCUGAUGUUUCUGUGGAGAGUAUAUUUUGGGUCACUUAAGAAAUUAUUUUAUUUCACCUUGAUACUGUAACUUGGUGACUUUAUAUUUUUUCAUGACAGUUCAACAUAAGUUGCCCCCUGAUAUCAUAUAUAAUUGAUUGCUGUUGACAAGUUGAUGGACUGUAUAUUUGGCAUAAUAAAGUCAUACGCCUGAA
Molecule: messenger RNA, 1210 nt
Organism: Syngnathus typhle (broad-nosed pipefish)
Lineage: Eukaryota; Metazoa; Chordata; Actinopteri; Syngnathiformes; Syngnathidae
Product: protein yippee-like 5
Exons: 3
Coding region: 351-800 (149 amino acids)
Source: RefSeq, a predicted model, not a curated record